Molecule: messenger RNA, 2352 nt
Organism: Geosmithia morbida
Lineage: Eukaryota; Fungi; Ascomycota; Sordariomycetes; Hypocreales; Bionectriaceae
Product: pre-mRNA-splicing factor CDC5/CEF1
Exons: 2
Coding region: 1-2352 (783 amino acids)
Biological process (GO): mRNA splicing, via spliceosome
Cellular component (GO): spliceosomal complex; Prp19 complex
Source: RefSeq, a predicted model, not a curated record
AUGCCGGUCGUCAAGGGAGGAGUGUGGACCAACAUUGAGGACGAGAUCCUCAAGGCCUCCGUGUCCAAGUAUGGCCUCAACCAGUGGGCACGCGUCUCGUCGCUGCUGGCGCGCAAGACGCCCAAGCAGUGCAAGGCCCGGUGGAGCGAGUGGCUAGACCCCGGCAUAAAGAAGAUUGAAUGGAGCAAGGAGGAGGAUGAGAAGCUUCUGCACCUCGCCAAGAUUAUGCCCACCCAGUGGCGCACGAUCGCCCCCAUCAUCGGCCGCACCGCCAACCAGUGCCUCGAGCGCUACCAGAGGCUGCUCGACGAGGCCGAGGCCCGUGAGUCCUCUGACCUGGGGCUGGCCGGUCCCGAAGGAGGGGAGACGCAGGCCCCCAGCGCCGACGACGUGCGCCGACUGCGCCCCGGAGAACUCGACCCCGACCCCGAGACGAAGCCUGCCCGCCCCGACACCAUCGACCUCGACGAGGAUGAGAAGGAGAUGCUGAGCGAGGCCCGCGCCCGCCUGGCCAACACGCAGGGAAAGAAGGCGAAGCGCAAGGCCCGCGAGCGCCAGCAGGAGGAGUCCCGCCGCCUGGCCAACCUCCAGAAGAGGAGGGAGCUCAAGGCGUCCGGCAUCAACAUCAAGGUUACCAACCGCAAGAAGGGCGAGAUGGACUACAAUGCCGACAUCCCCUUUGAGAGGGCGCCCAUGCCCGGCUUUCACGACACAUCCGAGGAGGUUGUCCUCAACGAGCGGCAGCGCAAAAUGCACGACCCGGCCAAGCAGCAGCUCGUCAGCAAGCGCAAGGGCGACGGGGACGAGGACGGCGACCGGAAGCGACGCAAGAACGAAAAGGACGGACUGUCCGACUCACAAAAGGCCGCCAUCAAGGCCGGUCAGAUGCAGAAGCUCCGCGAGGCCGAGCACGUUGGCAAGCGUCGUCCCCUGAAUCUGCCCACGCCCCAAGUCGGCGAGGGUGAGCUUGACGAGAUCAUCAAGAUGGGCAAGAUGGGCGAGGCGGCCAACACCAUGGCAAACGCCAGCGACAACGACGCAACACGGGGUCUGGUCAAUUCGUAUUCGACGCUCAACUCCAGCGCCCCGAUCCGCACUCCCAGGGCCGCGCCGCAGGACGACUUCGUCACCAACGAGAUCCGCAACAUCCGUGCGCUCAACGACACACAGUCUGCCCUGCUCGGCGGGGAGAACACGCCGCUACACCAGGGCCAGGGCUCGACGGGCUUCGAGGGAGCGACGCCGCGCAGGCACGAAAUCUCGACGCCGAACCCGAUGGCGACACCUCUGCGACAGGGUGUCAACGGCGGAGUAGGGGCCACCCCGGGACGACCGGGACAGACCCCCCUACGGACUCCGCGCGAUGCCUACGCCCUCAACGAUGACGACGGCUCGUUCAACGCAGCGGCCACCCCGCGCGACAUCCGCAUGCGCGAGAAGGGCAUCAAGGGCCAGCUGCGGUCGGGACUGGCGUCGCUGCCCAAGCCCAAGGACACAGAGUGGGAGUUUGAGGUGCCAGACGAGCAGGACGAAGCGGCUACAGGGUCUCGGGAGCUGACGGAGGAGGACGCCGCAGAACGAGACAGGCGGCUGCGCGAGCGGCGCGAGGCCGAGGAGGCCCUAGAGCGCCGGCGGCGCACGCAGGUGAUGCAGCGCGAACUGCCUCGCCCAUCAGUGGUGGACAUCACGGCCCUGACGGAGCACGCCAAUGCCAUCCGCGACCCGGCGUCGGCCCUCAUCGCCAAGGAGGCCGUCGCGCUCAUGGCCCAGGACGCCGCCCUCUACCCCGUCCCGGGCAUGCAGGUCAAGGGCAGUCAGGGCGGCAAGCUGCCCACCAUCGACGACCACUCGCUCGCCAACGCCCGUCUCAUGAUCCUCUCCGAGACGAGGCCCAUACCCCCCUUGGAAGAUAUCCAGGUCAUGUUUGAGAAGCGCGCCGGUAGUGCCACGCUCCUAGGACUCGGAUGUUACACGGAUGAUGAAGAGCAACAAAAGAUUGUCGCCAAGGCAGCCUUUGAGUCCGUCCAAGAUUCCAUCAUGACGUCGGCCGAGCAAGGAGCCAAGCUGGAGAAGAAGCUAGCCCUCCACCUAGGCGGGUAUCAGAAGCGGCAGAAGAUGCUGCGGAGCAAGAUGAUCGAGGCAGACGACGCGCUGUGCAAGGCACGCGAUGCCCUGGCCGGCUUCCAAGCACUGGCCGUGUCAGAGGACGUGGCGAUCCAGAGACGACUGGGCGCCCUCAGAGACGAGGUGUCGGCCGUGACCACACGAGAGAGGCAGGCGCAGGACGAGUAUCGCCGGGCGAGGGAGGAGCUCGACUCGUUGCGGGCGGGGGACAUGAAUGGGUUUCACUAA